UCACCCACCUUGAAUGGGUUUUCGUUUUGCUUGUAAAUGCUAAUUUCACAUUGUUCGCGUCGUGUAAAACCGUGAUAUUCACUUACUUUGCUACCCAAUAUUCCCAAAUCUAAACAGCUUAUAUCUACCGUGGUGUGCUCGUUGCCAUGGAAAUGGUUAUGUGCUAAAACCAUAACACACAACAGGGUUUGCAUCCUUUUCGAGAGUGAGUUUGUUUGUUUGUCAUCGAGCUGGCGUGGCGUCAUCGGGCGUCGUUCAGUUCCGGGUCUAUUGUGGAUUAUAUUGCUUUUGUGCUGAUCGUGACAUAUCAUGCUGGAACUACAGCUAACUUCCGGUGAGAGUGAAAACUUCUUCCAUCUGACCGUUACCGGUCAGCUCGAGUCUGCCUACUUCCCAAUGGGUCCGGACGGAAGUGGACUAUUCUGUCGGUACGAUAUUGUGGCCGGUCCGGAUUGGGAGCUUGUUUCCGGCCUUCGAUCAGCAGUCACCCAGAGUGCACGCACUGAAACCGAUUACCGAACGGUGGUGUUUAAUAUGCCGAUUGAGUUUACGAUGAAAUCCACCAACCCGUACGGUUGGCCACAGAUUGUCUUCAGCUUGUACGGGGCAAACAUAUGGAACGUGGAAACGAAUCGUGGAUAUGCGCGGGUACACUGUCCGCUCAGCGGUUCGUCAUCGGAGCGCACAAUACGUGCGCCACUCUUCAUCCCGAAGUACUCCAACAUGUGUUCAGCGGCGAUGAGCUGGAUCAGUGGCGUAAAUCCGGAAAUGCGUGACCCCAAGAUACUGACCGACGGCUCCAAACACAAAGGUCUCGCGUGCGAAACCUACGGUGAGCUGAUAAUACGAUUGCAGACGAUUUCGCGCGGAACCAGCCAGAUGGCGUUUGACUGGGGCCAAUCGACUGUGGACGACCGGUACUGAGACGAAUUCCCCGCAUGAUGCG
Anopheles funestus (African malaria mosquito) is the source of this 946-nucleotide messenger RNA. It is a transcript of the gene B9d1, whose product is annotated as B9 domain-containing protein 1. Gene Ontology annotation, biological process: cilium assembly. The record is from RefSeq and is a predicted model, not a curated record. NCBI's taxonomy places the organism in Eukaryota, Metazoa, Arthropoda, Insecta, Diptera, Culicidae. The transcript has a single exon. The coding region runs from base 310 to 924 and encodes 204 amino acids. Gene Ontology annotation, cellular component: MKS complex.